This is a messenger RNA of Nicrophorus vespilloides, 5660 nucleotides long. RefSeq names its product angiotensin-converting enzyme-like. Bases 133 to 5574 code for a protein of 1813 amino acids. The record is from RefSeq and is a predicted model, not a curated record. Gene Ontology annotation, biological process: proteolysis. Gene Ontology annotation, cellular component: plasma membrane. NCBI's taxonomy places the organism in Eukaryota, Metazoa, Arthropoda, Insecta, Coleoptera, Silphidae. The transcript has 26 exons. Gene Ontology annotation, molecular function: metallopeptidase activity; peptidyl-dipeptidase activity.
GGCGCCACACUAGGAGUUAGUUUGUGUCCGUAGAAAGCUGCGAACCAGUACGAAUUGGUGCGCGUUCAAAAGUGGACUUGGCAUCAAUUUUAUUGUUGUUGUUGUUGUUGUUGGUUCGCAUAAACAUCGACCAUGGGCAUCUGCUGGCAGGUGUUCUUGGUGAUUGGAUGCAUAUCUGUUGCUAAAAGCAAUGCAUUGCCUAAGACUCCCGAAGAAUUAGAGGAUUUUCUCUAUGACGAAUACGAAAAGAAAGCCAGCAAGAUUUUCUACGAUCAGGCUUUGGCAGAUUGGAAUUAUGCGACAGACAUUACCAAUAAAAACAGCGACCUUGUGACAGAACAAACUUUGAUCACUGCUAAAUUUGAAAAAGAUGUCUUCAAUGAAUGGUUCAAAGAUGCUAAGUUGGAUGAGUUUAAGAAUGAAAGUGUAAAACGACAACUGAAGUUUCUGAAAAUUGUAGGCGACGCAGCACUAGAUGAAACCGAGUUGACAAAGUACACUAAAGUUAUGAACAAUAUGACUGAAACAUACAGUACUGCGAAAAUUUGUCCUUUUAAGAAACAGAAAUGUGAUAUUGAUAAAGAAGGAUUAUCAUUAGAACCUGGUAUUGAAAGCAUCAUGAGUAAGUCAAAUGAUGUGGACGAGUUGUUAUAUUUUUGGACCAAAUGGAGGAAUGCAACCGGAACACAAUUGGUCUCACCGUUUAAAGUUUAUGUUAAUUAUUCAAAGAAAAUCGGCGAAAGAAAUGGAUUCAAUGAUAAGGGCGCAAUGUGGAGGGGAAGCUACGAUUAUGAAUCAGAUGAAGAGUUCAUGAAUUCCAUGGAUAAGUUGUGGAAGGAAGUUGAGCCAUUGUAUAAUAAAUUACAUGGAUACGUCAGACAGAAAUUGGUGAAGAAAUACGGCAAAGAAGUUAUGGGAGAUGACGAUUUAAUUCCAGCUCAUUUACUAGGUAACAUGUGGGGACAAUCUUGGAUAAACUUAGCUGAUUUGACGAGGCCAUAUCCGUCGGCCAGUAAAAUUGAUGUGACUAAAGCAUUACAGGAACAAAAAUACACGGUAGAAAAAAUGUUUGAAAAGUCGAAUGAAUUUUACAUGUCUUUGGGACUACCGACGAACGAAAUGUCUUAUGGAAAAGAUGCAAUGAUUGAAAAACCGAAAGAUAAAGAAGUGUUAUGUCAUGCUUCUGCAUGGGAUUUUAGCGAUAAGAAAACAUUUAGAAUAAAAAUGUGCACCGAAGUUAACUACGAAGAUUUCGUUACUAUUCAUCAUGAAAUGGGUCAUAUUCAGUAUUACAUUCAAUACAAAGAUCAACCAACAUCUUUCCGAUCCGGCGCUAAUCCGGGCUUCCACGAAGCAGUUGGAGACACUAUUGCACUUUCUGUUUCGACACCUAAGCAUUUGAAAGCAAUUGAUUUGUUGGAUAAGAAUUACAAAGAAUCCGAAGAGGCUACCAUCAAUGCACAAAUGGAUAUGGCUUUGGAAAGAUUGGCUUUCCUCCCGUUUGGACUUAUAGUGGAUAAAUGGCGUUGGGAAGUCUUUAGUGGAAGUGUAAAACCCAACGAAUGGAAUAAGAGAUGGUGGGAACUAAGAACGAAGUAUCAAAAAUUGAAAUCUCCAACCGAGAGACAAGAAUCAGAUUUAGAUCCUGCAGCUAAGUACCACGUAAUAGCAGACAGUCAGUAUAUUAACUAUUUCAUUGCACACAUCUUAGAGUUCCAACUUUAUAGAGGACUGUGUAUUACAGCUUUAGAAUAUGAUCCUAAAAAUAAGGAAUCAAAACCAUUGCAUAAUUGUGAUUUCUACAAUAACAAGGAAGUUGGAAAGAAAUUAAAGGCUGGUUUAUCAUUAGGAUUAAGUCAAAAUUGGAAGCAAGCUUUGAAAGCAAUGACAGGAGAAGAAAAUUUGAGCUCUAAAGCAAUUUUGGAGUACUUUGAACCAUUAAUAAAAUAUUUGGAUCAAAAUAAAGAGCACACAACGGAAGAAUUGGUAGAUUAUAUCAAAGGAGAUUACGAAAAGAAAGCUAGCGAAAUGUGCACUGCGCAGAAUAACGCCGAUUGGAACUAUAAUACCGAUAUUACUGAAAAAAAUAAUGAGUUGGCUACGCAACAAACUUUGGCCUAUGCAAAGUUCGAAAAAGAACAAUACAAUGAAUGGUUCAAAAAUGCAAAUGCAGAUGAAGUAACUGAUCCAGCUAUUAAGAGACAACUAAAAUAUUUAAAAGUUGUAGGAAAGGCUGCUCUGGAAGAAAAUAAAUUGGAACAGUAUACUAAAACUGUGAAUGAAAUGAGUGGUGUAUAUAGUACUGCAAAAAUUUGUCCAUUUGAUAAUCAGAAAUGUGAUAUAAAAACCCAAGGAUUGUCUUUAGAGCCAGGUAUUGAAAGCAUUAUGAGUACAUCAAAGAAUGAAAAGGAGUUAUUGUAUGCGUGGAGUGCUUGGAGAGAUGCAACUGGAAUGAAAUUGCAUAAACAAUUUCAGACCUAUGUAGAUUUAUCGAAUGAAAUUGGUAAAGCUAAUAAUUUCAAAGACAAAGGCGAAAUGUGGAGAAAUAGCUAUGACUAUAAAAGCGAUAAAGAUUUUGUUGAUUCUAUGGAUAAGUUAUGGACCGAAGUUGAACCAUUAUAUAACAAAUUACAUGGGUAUGUCAGAGAGAUAUUAUUGAAGAAAUAUGGCAAGGAAGUUAUGGGAGAUGACAAUUUAAUUCCAGCUCAUUUACUAGGUAACAUGUGGGGACAAUCUUGGAUAAACUUAGCUGAUUUGACAAGGCCUUAUCCGUCGGCCAGUAAAAUUGAUGUGACCAAAGCAUUACAGGAACAAAAAUAUACGGUAGAAAAAAUGUUUGAAAAGUCGAAUGAAUUUUACAUGUCUUUGGGACUACCGACGAAUGAAAUGUCUUAUGGAAAAGAUGCAAUGAUUGUAAAACCACAAGAUAGGGAAGUGUUAUGUCAUGCUUCAGCAUGGGAUUUCUGUGAUAAAAAGACAUACAGAAUUAAAAUGUGUACCGAAGUUAACUACGAAGAUUUCAUUACAAUCCAUCAUGAAAUGGGUCAUAUUCAAUAUUUCAUUCAAUACAAAAAUCAAUCAAUUUCAUUCCGUGAUGGUGCAAAUCCGGGCUUCCACGAAGCAGUUGGAGACACUAUUGCACUUUCUGUUUCGACUCCUAAGCAUUUAAAAGCAAUUGAAUUGUUGGAUAAGAACUACAAAGAAUCCGAAGAGGCUACCAUCAAUGCGCAAAUGGAUAUGGCUUUGGAAAGAUUGGCUUUCCUUCCCUUUGGACUUAUAGUGGAUAAAUGGCGUUGGGAAGUGUUUAGUGGAGACGUAAAGCCUGACAAAUGGAAUAAGAGAUGGUGGGAACUUAGAUCAAAAUAUCAAAAGUUGAAACCACCAACAGAUAGACCAGAAAUCAAUUUGGAUCCUGCUUCCAAGUACCAUGUCGUAGGCGACAGUCAAUAUAUCAACUAUUUUGUAGCUCAUAUCUUGGAGUUCCAACUCUAUAGAGGACUGUGUAUUACAGCUGGAGAAUAUGAUCCUAACAAUAAGGAAUCAAAACCAUUACAUAAUUGUGAUUUCUACAAAAACCAAGAAGUUGGAAAGAAAUUAAAGGCUGGCUUAUCAUUAGGACUAAGUCAAAAUUGGAAGGAAGCUUUGAAAGCAAUGACAGGAGAAGAAGAUUUGAGCUCUAAAGCAAUUCUGGAGUACUUUGAACCUUUAAUAAAAUAUUUGGAUCAAGAUAAAGAGCACUCUACUGAAGAAUUGGUAGAAUAUAUCAAAGGAGAUUACGAAAAGAAAGCUAGCGAAAUGUGCACAGCACAGAAUAACGCCGAUUGGAACUAUAAUACCGAUAUAACUGAAAAAAAUAAUGAGUUAGCUACGCAACAAACUUUGGCCUAUGCAAAGUUCGAAAAAGAACAAUACAAUGAAUGGUUCAAAAAUGCAAAUGCAGAUGAAGUAACUGAUCCAGCUAUUAAGAGACAGCUAAAAUAUUUAAAAGUUGUAGGAAAGGCUGCUCUGGAAGAAAAUAAAUUAGAACAGUAUACUAAAACUGUGAAUGAAAUGAGUGGUGUAUACAGUACUGCAAAAAUUUGUCCAUUUGAUAAUCAGAAAUGUGAUAUAAAAACCGAAGGAUUGUCUUUAGAGCCAGGUAUUGAAAGCAUUAUGAGCACCUCAAAGAAUGAAAAGGAAUUAUUAUAUGCGUGGAGUGCUUGGAGAGAUGCAACUGGAAUGAAUUUGCGUAAACAAUUUCAGACAUAUGUAGAUUUAUCGAAUGAAAUUGGUAAAGCUAAUAAUUUCAAAGACAAAGGCGAAAUGUGGAGAAGUAGCUAUGACUAUAAAAGCGAUAAAGAUUUUGUUGAUUCUAUGGAUAAGUUAUGGACGAAAGUUCAACCAUUAUACAACAAAUUGCAUAGAUACGUAAGACAAAAAUUAAUGGAUAAACAUGGUAAAAAUGUUAUGGGAGAUGACGAUUUAAUUCCAGCUCAUUUACUAGGUAAUAUGUGGGGACAAUCUUGGAUAAACUUAGCUGAGUUGACAAGACCUUAUCCGUCGGCCAGUAAAAUUGAUGUGACCAAAGCAUUACAGGAAAAAGAAUACACGGUAGAAAAAAUGUUUGAAAAGUCGAAUGAAUUUUACAUGUCUUUGGGUCUACCAACAAACGAAAUGUCUUAUGGAAAGGAUGCAAUGAUUGUAAAACCACAAGAUAGGGAAGUGUUAUGUCAUGCUUCAGCAUGGGAUUUCUGUGAUAAAAAGACAUACAGAAUUAAAAUGUGCACCGAAGUUAACUACGAAGAUUUCAUUACUAUCCAUCAUGAAAUGGGUCAUAUUCAAUAUUUCAUUCAAUAUAAAAAUCAACCAAUUUCUUUCCGCGAUGGUGCGAAUCCGGGCUUCCAUGAAGCCGUUGGAGAUACAAUUGCACUUUCUGUUUCGACUCCUAAGCAUUUAAAAGCAAUUGAAUUGUUGGAUGAAAACUACAAAGAAUCUGAAGAGGCUACCAUCAAUGCGCAAAUGGAUAUGGCUUUGGAAAGAUUGGCUUUCCUUCCCUUUGGACUUAUUGUGGAUAAAUGGCGUUGGGAAGUGUUUAGUGGAGAUGUAAAGCCCGACAAAUGGAAUAACAGAUGGUGGGAACUUAGAUCAAAGUAUCAAAAGUUGAAACCACCAACAGAUAGAUCAGAAAAGUAUUUGGAUCCUGCUGCCAAAUACCACGUCGUAGGCGACAGUCAAUAUAUUAACUAUUUUGUAGCUCAUAUCUUGGAGUUCCAACUUUACAGAGGACUGUGUAUUACAGCUGGAGAAUAUGAUCCUAACAAUAAGAAAUCAAAACCAUUGCAUAAUUGUGAUUUCUACAAAAACCAGGAAGUUGGAAAGAAAUUAAAGGCUGGCUUAUCAUUAGGAUUAAGUCAAAAUUGGAAGGAAGCUUUGAAAGCAAUGACAGGAGAAGAAGAUUUGAGUGCCGACGCAAUUUUGGAGUACUUUGAACCACUAGACAACUAUUUGACCAAAAUCUUGAAAAACGGAUCUUCACCAAUUGGUUCCACGUUUUCAGUUUGCCUAUUAUCGUUAUUGCUAGUACUGUUCCGUUGAGUUUAUUAAUCGUUAUAGGAUUUAAUUUAGAAUUUGUUAACAUUUUUAGUAGAAUUUAAAAAUAAAAAUAAACUUUAUAAUUUUUA